AAACGUCAAAAGUCCAACGUGCGAUCCCAUUCGUAAAUAAACAAACACUUUUUACUACAACACAGCAUAUUCAGAAUGGAUGAUGAAACAUUUAUUGCUUCUCUUGUUGGAGACAAAAAUGAUCAGCAUAAACCCCAUGUAUUAGACCUGCUCUUCUCAAAGCGUCCUUUUGGAAAAGAUCCCGCAAAACGCAAAAAAACUCGCAAGCACCAGGAAAAGUCAGUCCUCUCCCGGCAACAAAUUAAGGAUCUUGGCUUAUACGCCUUACCGCAUGGUACGAUUACGUACAACGAUGCUGUGCCGCUUCACAAAAUGUGGUGCGAGUAUAUUUCGACGUGCUUUCACCGCCUCGAGAUUCCAAGCGUGACCGAGCCGCGAUACAACAAUACUGUAGCCAGCCUUUUGAAAGCGGAUUAUCACGGGGCCAAGGUCACUAUCGUUCGCUCCAAACAGUCUAGUGUAAUUGGAGUGAAAGGGAUCGUGAUUCUAGAAACAAAAGGGACAUUCAAAAUCGUUUCGAAAGAUAACAAAAUUCGGACUAUACCGAAAAACGAUUCUCUGUUUGAAGUACACAUCCGUGAUAUAGUGGUAACGAUUUCCGGAAACAUUUUGAAUGCUCGUCCUGCGGAACGCUCUGUUCGUAAGCUUAAGAACUUUUCAUUUUCCGAUGUUUAAUGAAGCAAUAGUUAGUACAUGGAAUUGAAUUAAACAAAGAUAUUUUCCA
Messenger RNA from Anopheles coustani, 724 nucleotides. It is a transcript of the gene Pop4, whose product is annotated as ribonuclease P protein subunit p29. The record is from RefSeq and is a predicted model, not a curated record. Gene Ontology annotation, biological process: rRNA processing; tRNA 5'-leader removal. Gene Ontology annotation, cellular component: ribonuclease MRP complex; ribonuclease P complex. NCBI's taxonomy places the organism in Eukaryota, Metazoa, Arthropoda, Insecta, Diptera, Culicidae. Bases 76 to 675 code for a protein of 199 amino acids. Gene Ontology annotation, molecular function: ribonuclease P RNA binding. The transcript has 4 exons.